UUGUGACUCUUUUUGAAGGCGGUGUGCGAUAUAUCGAGUGGCAAAAUUUCGAUGCAUCGAAGCAAAACAUCGAUAUUUUCGAUGCGUCAAUGUUGUUCCGACAUUCCUAUUGUAAAAUCUUUGAACCUAUUUAUUGAUUUGUAGAAGUUCUUCAAUAACAAUGAAAAACGGGCAAUGGAUGACAUCACUCCCGAUUGUACUGCGUAGUUUACCCGUCAUCAAUCUUGCUAUACCCGGUUCCCACGACUCAAUGUCGUAUGGAAUAAAAUCUGGAGCAAAGCCUGCGCCUGAUGCGGAGAAGUCUACUAUAUGGUUAAACUUUUGUUUCCCUUGGUUUGUGCGACGUUGGGCGAAAACGCAAUCAUCCUCCGUUUUGGAACAAUUGGGGCUCGGUGUCCGGUAUUUUGAUUUGCGUGUCUGUCAAAAAAAUGACAAAUACUUUUUCGCUCAUGGACUCUUUGCCAUGGAAGCAUUUGAGCCGCUGGAAGAAGUCAAGCAAUUUUUGAUUUCCAAUAAAGAGGAGGUGUGCAUAUUGGACUUUCAGCAUUUCUACGACAUGGAUGACGCACAUCAUAUAAAAUUCCAGAGCCAAUUACUGCAGUUAUUUGACAAUCUUUUCUUCGCAAGAUCUGACGGAUCAUUGGUUGACUUUACAUUGAACAAGUGUGGCGUAUUAGGCCGACAAGUAUUACUAAUUUAUCGUCGUUGUCCAGUGGUUUUGCCGAAUGAAUUUUGGCCGAGUAAUUAUUGGCCGACGCCAUGGCCAAAUGUAACUUCUGUUAAAAAAUUGGAAAAAUAUCUUCGAAAUGCUCUACUUUCCCGAAAUCCGUCACAAGGUUUCGUAUCACAAUGCAUAUUAACGCCUUCCGGAAAGUAUAUAGCUUUAAGAUUUUUUUCCUCAUUACGUAAAACUGCUAAAAAAGUAGACAAAAAAUUGCAACCUUGGAUUGAAGAACAAACCCCUGGACCUUUUCGGGAACAUGAGGCUCCCACGACCAACGUCUUCAUGGCCGACUUUGUCAACUUAAAGGACGGAAAAUUUUGUAACAUGGUUAUAGAACUAAAUUACAAACUUAAAAAUUUCUAAAAAUUUUAUAGGACACGAAUCAGAUGCUAAUUUUAUACAUACAUAUGUGAUUGAACACAUAAGUGUAAUGAACUUUGUACAAAUAAACUAUAAUAGAAAAUAUAAUACAAUAAGCAAUAGUUUUAUUUUAUUUAUAUAAAACUAGCUUACAACAUAAAUCUUAUAAGCUAUGUA
Messenger RNA from Rhagoletis zephyria (snowberry fruit fly), 1261 nucleotides. RefSeq names its product PI-PLC X domain-containing protein 3. NCBI's taxonomy places the organism in Eukaryota, Metazoa, Arthropoda, Insecta, Diptera, Tephritidae. Gene Ontology annotation, molecular function: phosphoric diester hydrolase activity. The record is from RefSeq and is a predicted model, not a curated record. Gene Ontology annotation, biological process: lipid metabolic process.